This is a messenger RNA of Strongylus vulgaris, 309 nucleotides long. NCBI's taxonomy places the organism in Eukaryota, Metazoa, Nematoda, Chromadorea, Rhabditida, Strongylidae. The record is from the annotation of a GenBank genome assembly.
AUGUUGUGGGCACGAGCUGUAGAUUGGUCUCUUGGUAACAUCGAAAAUAUCGGCGGAGAAUUGCGAGACGAGUUUGAAAAAUGGUUCUAUUUUGCGGUGUCCUGUCCCGUGGAGGGUGGACGUGCAUUUGAUUCGAUCAAGAAUGCCCUUAGAGCAAGGAACUAUAUUGUAGCUGCUAACUUGGUCGGAAUAGUAGGGUCGUUUACCCAGAAAUGUCACGACAUCGACUACGCUAUGGUGAACCCAGAGCAAGAAUUAGUGCUGAAAUGGACGAAGGCAGUGAUGAAGGAUGUUCCCAUGGAAGCUUGA